AUGAAGGCCCAAGUCUUCCUUCAACUACUCAGCCUCGCUGCUGCUGCAGCAGUGCCUGCUCGCCCGGAGGAAGGUGAAGAGACCUUCCUCGUCCAGCUCGAAACAGAGCAGAAAUGGGUGACGCAGGAGGAGAAGCGCAACCUUCGCCUCGAGGGCACAGGGUUCAUUGACAAGACAUACUCUUCGAACCUUGGCGCCUCCAGCCUUGCAGCCGCAGCCAAGACGUACACAUACCCAAGCUCGGCAUCACACAGUGCAGCCAUCAAGCCGCUCUUUAGCUCCCUAUCGACCGAUCUCCUGAAGUCUCGCCUGACGACCUUCUCCGGGUUCCAAAACCGCUACUACAAGGGCGGAUACGGUGCUCAGUCCUCGGCCUGGCUUCUCGACCUCGUGAACACCACCCUCGUCGAGGCAGGUGUGACAUCGAGCCUUGGUGCCACCGUCGAGGCGUUCCCGCACCCGAAAUGGAACCAGGACUCCAUCAUCGCCAAGAUCCCUGGUAAAACUGCAUCGACCAUCGUUAUCGGUGCCCACCAGGACAGCGUCAACUGGAAGGCCUCCAACCAGCAGACGUCCCGUGCCCCUGGGGCGGACGACAACGGCUCGGGUUCCAUGACAAUCCUGGAGUCGCUGCGUGUCUACUUGACCUCCCCGGAGGUCCUGGCUGGCGAGGCUGUCAACACAGUCGAGUUCCACUGGUAUUCCGCCGAGGAGGCGGGCUUGUUGGGCUCGCAGGCUGUGUUCGAAUCUUACGCUGCCGAAGGCCGUGAUGUGGCUGCCAUGCUGGAGCAGGAUAUGACUGGAUAUUCGGCUGGCAUGCAGACGGAGACCCUUGGGGUAGUGACAGACUAUGUGAACAAGGACUUGACCGAGUUCAUCAAGAUGGUUGUUCAGUCUUACUGUGACAUACCAUACACAGAGACAAAAUGUGGUUAUGCUUGCUCCGACUUUGCAUCCGCUACUGAGGCCGGGUACCAGUCUGCGUUUGUCAUCGAGGCACCGUUCGAGAAGACUUCGCCGUACAUACACACGAGUGAUGACACACUAGCGACUGUGAAUUAUGCUCACAUGGUGCAGCAUGGCAAGAUGACUCUAGGUUUUGUAUAUGAACUUGCUUUUACAGAGUUCUAA
This is a messenger RNA of Diaporthe amygdali, 1131 nucleotides long. Its product is annotated as leucyl aminopeptidase. The record is from RefSeq and is a predicted model, not a curated record. Bases 1 to 1131 code for a protein of 376 amino acids. Gene Ontology annotation, biological process: proteolysis. The transcript is spliced from 2 exons. Lineage: Eukaryota; Fungi; Ascomycota; Sordariomycetes; Diaporthales; Diaporthaceae. Gene Ontology annotation, molecular function: metalloexopeptidase activity.